AUGGAGCCAAACACUAAGCUUGUGGUUAUUACCUUGGUUCUUGCCUUGACACUCACGGCAGCAACGGCACAGUUCUGCGGUAUGAGCGUUGCUGGUUUGUACUCUUGCAAGCCCUAUGUGCAGACUAAGAACCCAUUGACCACCCCGAUUGAUCGGGAGGGCCCUUGCUGCAAAGCCCUGAAAAACGCCGACGACCAGUGUCUCUGCAAGCAGAAAACCAAAACGAAUCCUUUUCUCAGUGGGAUCGACUUUGACCUCGCUUCUAAACUCCCGGAGAUGUGUGGUUUAUCUAAGAUCUACUGCAAAACCAAACUCCUUUUGAAAUUCCUACCUCUUUUAGAAUUAUCCAACGGUUCUAGCAAAGUUUGGGCUUUACCCUCCGGGUUCUUCCCCCGACCCUGGUCGGAGGGACCGUCUCCGCCUCCCCUUCUCGCCGGCAACCUCAUCCCAAGCUCCUAUGUGUCCUCUGGUCAACUUACCUUCGAUGGUGAUGCUUCAGUUGGCGUAUGCAGAGGCAUAUACCGCUGGCUUCUAAUAAGCCUCAAGCUCAGCACUUUCCCUUACACUAGUUGCGCAGAUCCUUCUGAAAGUGCGGCCCGCAAAGAGAGACUGCGACAUGCUGAAGCUCAAGGAGAGCUAGAAGAGGCGGCUGCGGUAGUUGUGCGCUCAUCCUCUGCUACUGCGAGGUUUGAGGAACAGCCUUCUGCUUCCCCUGACAUCGGUUCAAUGCCACGAGCUCCUAUUGCCAGUAGACUGGGAAGCCUCCCUAGAAAAGGCACUGAUUUUGCGUCAUCUUCAAGAGUACCAGCCUUAGCCAGACUUGGCCCGUUAAUGGAUGAGGUCACUGCGGAUGACUCCGUUACCGCGAGUGACACUAUUCCCCCAAAACAGAAGCGGAAGCCGGGGAGACCGCCAGGUAGAAAGACUGUUCAUGCUAGCCCCCUGAAACUGGUGAAUGCAACUCCCCGCAGAAGAAAAGUCCAUUCCACUAAACAACCUCCAGACAGGAAACUCCCUACCGGGCUCGAGCAGAGGGACCGCGUGGCGAAGAAGUGUCCAGCUCUGAUAAUAUUCCGAUUUGCAACAUGA
Molecule: messenger RNA, 1089 nt
Organism: Eruca vesicaria subsp. sativa (arugula)
Lineage: Eukaryota; Viridiplantae; Streptophyta; Magnoliopsida; Brassicales; Brassicaceae
Source: the annotation of a GenBank genome assembly